Lathyrus sativus (Indian pea) is the source of this 846-nucleotide messenger RNA. NCBI's taxonomy places the organism in Eukaryota, Viridiplantae, Streptophyta, Magnoliopsida, Fabales, Fabaceae. The record is from the annotation of a GenBank genome assembly.
AUGGAUUCAACAUGCAUCGACACUUCACUCAAUCUUAACAGCAUCAAUCUUCCUUCCACAUACAAGAACGAAGUUUUGGUUGAAGAGUUACAUCGGUUGAGCUGCGAGAACAAAAGACUAACCGAAACAUUAACAAACAUGUGUGAGAGUUACGAAGCUAUGCAAAAGCAAUUGAGUCAAUUGAUGAUGAAUCAGAAUUUUGAAAACCAAACACAAGAAUCAAGGAAGAGAAAAUUUGAGAGUGAAAGUUGCAUGAACAUGUAUGGUUGCGUUAGAGAGUGCAGCAAUGUUAGUGAUGAAGAAUCAUUGAUGAAAAGACCUUGUAAAGAUAUUUCAUCGCCUAAGGCUUAUAAGGUUCUUGUGAAGACAGAAGCAUCUAGUAAUAGCUUGUAUGUGAUGGAUGGAUAUCAAUGGAGGAAAUAUGGUCAGAAGGUUACUAGAGAUAAUCCUUCUCCUAGAGCUUACUUUAGGUGCUCCAAAGCUCCAAAUUGCCCAGUUAAAAAGAAGGUGCAAAAAAGUUUAGAAGACCCUACUAUACUAGUUGCAACAUAUGAAGGAGAGCACAAUCAUGGUCAUGAAAAAGCUGAAAUGUCGAUGAUAUCAAACCAAUGUGAAGAAGCCCGUUUAGGUUCAGUUCAUGUUUCUUCACCUAAACAAAUUAUGGAAAGGACUUCUCCAACCAUGAAGCUUAACUUGGCUGACAAUGUUCAAAAAUCAUCUAUCCAACAAUUUUUGGUUCAACAAAUGGCUACUUCUUUGACAAAUGACCCCAAUUUCACUAUAGCACUUGCUAAUGCUAUUUCAGGAAGAAUUCUGGACAAUGCUUCUAAUAAAGCUAAAAUUUGA